Carassius carassius (crucian carp) is the source of this 1838-nucleotide messenger RNA. Its product is annotated as gastrula zinc finger protein XlCGF8.2DB-like. Gene Ontology annotation, molecular function: DNA-binding transcription factor activity, RNA polymerase II-specific; RNA polymerase II transcription regulatory region sequence-specific DNA binding. Bases 101 to 1276 code for a protein of 391 amino acids. The record is from RefSeq and is a predicted model, not a curated record. Gene Ontology annotation, biological process: regulation of transcription by RNA polymerase II. NCBI's taxonomy places the organism in Eukaryota, Metazoa, Chordata, Actinopteri, Cypriniformes, Cyprinidae. Gene Ontology annotation, cellular component: nucleus. The transcript is spliced from 3 exons.
CGCAGCUAUGACGUCAUCGGCAGUGCGCGCUCCCUCAGCGUCGAGUCUCCAGAGGAGGGAAAUUCAUGUUCAGUGAAGCUCCUCCUACAAACCCUGCAGAAUGAAACACACUGAAGAUCCUAAAGAACAAACAGAGUUGAUUGAAGAAAAUGAGGUGAAUGAAGUAUUUAGUGAAGUUGAGGAGAAAAAUCAUACAGAAAAUGGAGAAAAACCUUUAAGUUGCUCUCAAACCAAACAGAAAGAUUUUAAGAAAACCAGAGCCAAUAAAUCUUUCACCUGCACUCAGUGUGAAAAGAGUUUCUCAAGCAAAUCUAAAUUUGAUGUUCACAUGAGAGUUCAUACUAGAGAGAAACCGUUCACAUGUGAUCAAUGUGGGAAGAGUUUCACUCAACCAUCAAGCCUUAAGAUGCACAUGAACAUCCACACUGGAGAGAAACUGUACAAGUGUUCACACUGUGACAAGAGAUUCAGUCGGUCAGGAGACCUGAAAACACACAAGAGGAUCCACACUGGAGAGAAACCAUACACAUGUGAUCAGUGCGGAAAGAGUUUCAAACUAAAAGGACACCUUACAGAGCAUAUGAGGAUCCACACUGGAGAGAAACCAUUCACUUGUGAUCAAUGCGGGAAGAGUUUCAAACUAAAAGGACAUCUUACAGGGCAUAUGAGGAUCCACACUGGAGAGAAACUGUAUACAUGUGAUCAGUGUGGGAAGAGUUUCACACGAAAAGGACACCUUACAGGGCAUAUGAGAGUUCAUACUGAAGAGAAACCGUACAAUUGUGAUCAGUGCGGAAAGAGUUUCACACAAUCAUCACACCUUAAGGAACAUAUGAACAUUCACACUAGAGAGAAACUGUACACAUGUGAUCAGUGCGGCAAAAUAUUUUUGAGAGCUUCAGACCUGAAGAAACAUCUGAGAGUUCAUACAAAGGAAAAGCCAUAUUCAUGUCAUUUGUGUGGAAAGAGUUUUUCAUGUUUAGAAAAUGCAAAAAAACAUCAGAAAAUACAUACUGGUGCGAGAGACCAUGCGUGCUUUGAGUGUGGGAGGACUUUUACUUCAGCUGAACAUUUAAAACAGCACCAGAGGAUUCACACUGGAGAAAAACCAUACAAGUGUUCAUACUGUGACAAGAGAUUCAGUCAGUCAGGAACCGUGAAAAAACAUGAGAGGAUCCACACUGGAGAGAAACCAUAUAACUGCACUGGAUGUGGGAAGUGUUUCAAUAAUUCAUCUUCUCUACACAGUCAUACAAAAAACAAUCACAGUAAGUAGAUCAUCUUCAGAUCAAGCACUUUCAGAUCUGAUGCUGCAUCCUCACCACAUGAGACACAAUCAUGCAUCAAGCAAUAAAAUACCUUCUAGAAAAAUCUGUCAUUAAAAAGCAACAUAAAGAGACGUUAUCUAAAGUUUCUUCAUCUUCAAAACCAGCAAAUUCAGCAGUAAGAUUCAGAUCGACUCAAAAAUGGAGUUCCUCCCCAAAGAACAAUGUCAAAAAGGUUUAUUCUUGCAUAUCAUUUUGUUUCAUUAUAUAAAUGAUAUCAUUGUGUUUUCUAAUGAGUUCCAUAUUAUGUUCAACUGUCUUCUAAUGCAUGUAUCACUGAAAUUCUGAUCAACUCAAAAGCCCUAUUCGGACAGUAAAUGUUUCUCCUGACACCUUGAGAUUGAAAUAACAUGGUAAUAGAUGAUGGACUCAUGAAGCAGUGGAAGUUCAUUCAUCAUUUCUGUCAUCUGAAGCUCAAGUAUGAUAUGCUGAUGAUGAUGUUUGGUUUAUGCUGUAUGUUCAUUAUGUUUGAACUGAACUAACAGAAAUGAUCACAGCAGUCCUAAACCCCUU